CAGUCGGGACGAUAGUAGUGGAGGAGCAACAUCACAGCUCACCCAGUCAGUCAGUGGCUGAGUGAAUGAGUGUGCAGUUUCCUUCAAAGUAAACAAACGGGAAAUGAACAUCUCACGAGGACUCAGUGACGAAAGAGACGUUACAAUGAAUUCCGCCUCUGACGUCCCGGGAUUCUACAAGGGACGUUGUGUCUUCGUCACGGGAGGUACCGGGUUCAUGGGAAAGGUUCUGCUGGAGAAGCUGCUGCGAUCCUGUCCGGACAUCGCUACCAUUUACCUGCUGAUGAGACCCAAGCGGGGCAACGACGUCCGGAUCCGACAAGAAGAACUCAUCCGGAGCCAGAUAUUCGACAGACUUCGUAACGAACGUCCUGGGUUCGCAUCACAGCUGGUUGUAAUGAAAGGUGAUGUCACGUUAGAGAACCUGGGACUGUCCCGUGAGGACAGGUCCCUGAUCAAGAAGAAAGUUUCUGUGAUCUUCCACUGCGCAGCUAACGUUCGGUUUGACCAGAAGCUGAAGUAUGCCGUUAGAUACAACACACUGGGUACGCAGAGAGUUCUGGAGCUCGCGGAGGACAUAGACAGUCUGGAUGCCUUCGUACAUGUUUCCACUGCCUACUGUCACUGUGACGAGGCUGUGCUGGGGGAAGUGACGUACGCAUCCCCCACCGACCCGCGCAACAUCCUGCAGUUGGUCGAGUGGAUGGACGACGAAGCCCUAGACUCAGUAACACCAAAACUUAUGGGUAACCUGCCCAAUACGUACGCUUACUCCAAGAACCUGACUGAGCAGCUGGUGACCAACUACAGUUCCAAGUUCCCCAUUGCCAUCGCCAGACCGUCAAUAGUGACGGGUACGUGGAAGGCUCCAGUUUCCGGGUGGGUAGAAAACUUGAACGGACCGACCGGGCUCCUUGUGGGAGCGGGUAAGGGGGUCAUCCGUUCGAUGCACUGCCGGGCCGAGUACAACGCAGACAUAAUGCCGUGUGACAUAGCCAUCAACGCCAUCAUCAUUCUCGCUUGGAAGGUAGCGAAUCUCAGACUAAACAAACCGCUAGUCUGCAAUAUCACGGAGUCUGGAGACAACCCCCUGACCUGGAGACACAUUCUGGACACUGGGAGGAAGCACCUGUAUGAGAACCCGCUGAGCGAUGCCAUCUGGUUUCCUGAUGGAAGCAUCAAGAGUUCGUGGAUCAUGCACACCCUCUGCGUGAUUUUCUUUCACUUUCUCCCUGCUUAUUUAAUCGAUAUCCUCGUCACCCUCUGUGGAAAGAAGCCCUUCAUGGUGAAGAUCCAGCGGCGUAUUCAAGGAGGUCUCGAAGUGCUGCAGUACUACACGACCAAGGUGUGGGUCUUUAAGAACGAUAACUUCAGGGCUUUGCCUCAAACCUUGACGGAAAAAGAUAGAGAAACAUUUUACACGGAUAUUAAGAUGGUGGACUGGGAUGACUACAUCAAGAACUUUGUACUGGGUACCAGGCAUUACUACCUGAAGGAGGACCCGGCUACACUGCCCAAAGCGAGGAGACACAUCAGGAGAUUGUACUGGGUGGAUCGAACUGUUAGUGUCCUUUUCUAUUUGCUGAUCAUAUGGAUGUUGCUACAAUGGUCUGAUGAGAUCAUUGCAUGGGGCCAUCUUACGUUACGUUCCAUGCCUCAGAUGUUCAGCAUGGUACCUAUCCUCCGCGCCCUGCCAGAGGCGAUGGGUACCGAUCCUGGGACAAUAUACUGAACGGAGCCAAGCCUUGUGUCACUGUGGUAGAGUUACAUAAAACGAAGAAAAACGCAACGGCAAGACGUCGUCUGCAUUAGACCAUAGAAUAGGCACCUAUAGUACGCAUAGUUCGUUACAAUACAAUUAACUUGUCACACUCAGUUCUGCAUUCAUUAAUGCUGACUUCUACUGCGUACUGAGCGGACACAUAAACAAUGGGUUUGAGUAAGCAAUGGACAAUUCCAUUUCAGUGCCUUGCAAGCCAUAGAGUUACUGGUGCAUUGGAUUGGACAUUCCCAUGGCAGUGACUAUGAAGAGCACGGUCUUUGGGUUAUAACGCUGUGUAGUUCGGAGAUAUCCCGAGGUUUCAGAGGAAUAUGUACCUCUAUCUUUGCAGCCGAAAGCAAUCAGCCAAGAAUACAACAGAAGGAGAUGGAAAGCUGUGGUCAAUUUGCUGCUUGCUACGUUGGUUUCUUGCUUGCCUUAAUCUUCAAUCCUAAAAAUGGAUGUAUUCUUCCGAAAUGUCUGACUCUACGAAAUAUACUUAAUUGCAAACAUACAGAACAGCACUAGCCUUAUAUUCUACUACUAUGAGGCAAUUCAAAUGAAAUUUCGUUUAUCAUUUCAAUUGCAUAGUACAGAGCAGGAUACCUAGGCCGGAAAACUGCAAUAUAUUUUUCUCUUACGUGUGAUAGAUAUAUUUUUAUGAAUAAAUAAUACUAUAGAUGUGGCAAGUGUUCCAGCGUAAACGUAAUAUUUGUCAUACUUCGUGACAUACGAGGUUAUGAUCAGAUUUACGUCCUCAUAAUGCUGAAAUUGUUUCGUGUACAAGAAGCAAAAGGAAAUAGUUACAAUAUAUUCGUGCAGAAGGCACCAUCUGACCACAAGUAGAGAAGCGCAUAUCAAUGAAAAAAUUUACAUUUAAUCCCACAAUUUUCUCUGCUCAGAAAUUGCCAAUAUAUCUAAAAGUUUGAAAUAAGAACAUUGCUCAUAAUUUCAUGUCGUUAUAAACAACUAAAAUAAUCUGAGAUGCUAAACGAUUGUUGGCAUUUGUUAGAUGCUUAGUUGUUUCGAUUGUUCUGAUUAUAAUUCAGAAAUGACUCAUACUUCAGUAACAAGUAAUAGCAGCUCAGUAAUUUACAGUAUGCUCUAGAAAUUAUGCAAUGGUAUUUUUCUCAAUUCAAACAACUGCUGCUGUAGGUAAGCAAAUAUUAUAAAUAUUUCAUUGAAAGAAUAUCGUAAAUUUUUAUUCUAAGUAAUCGAUAAAUAAAAAGGUAUAUACAACUCAGAUUAAAUUAAUGGUCGUCAAUGAACAAAAGAAUUCGAUCCACUGUUCAAUGUUCAAUAAGAUUUUGUUACAUUUUAAUUGCACAUUUCACAGUAUACUUCUUCAUGAACACAAACUCUACUUGACUGGGGGGGGGGGCAUUUGCCCCACUCAGAUGUUUGGAAUAUGAAGAAAGAUAUCUCAUAUGUCACUCUAAGUCAUAAAUUGUUGUUUAGAGUAGUUACUUUUCAGAACAUUCCCCUCCACCAAAUGAAAUAGUGCGUAACGAGGACCAUAAACGAAUGCCAUAUUUUGAACAGUAAGAAGAAGAAUUAACCUACACGUAAAUAUAUUGGUUGGAUUAUUCACUCUCUACCUCCUUUUGUUUGAGGCUCCUUAUGUGAAUACAAAUAUCUGAGAUAUUAAACACAUAAAAAGGACUUCAAAUGUGAUUUCGGAACUUAUAAUUACUAAUGAAUUAAUUACUAAUUAAGUCAAGAAAACAAUAUUAUAAAUUCAGAAAGUGUGGUGUUUAUUAUAUGCCAGUAAUUUUAUAAGGCGAUAAAUUCAAGAUAAUAACAUAUUUUUGUAAUUCUUGACAAUUUUAAAAUGAUUAAAAUUCGAAGUAUUUUAUUAA
Cryptotermes secundus is the source of this 3618-nucleotide messenger RNA. RefSeq names its product putative fatty acyl-CoA reductase CG5065. NCBI's taxonomy places the organism in Eukaryota, Metazoa, Arthropoda, Insecta, Blattodea, Kalotermitidae. Gene Ontology annotation, molecular function: alcohol-forming very long-chain fatty acyl-CoA reductase (NADP+) activity. The transcript has 9 exons. Gene Ontology annotation, biological process: long-chain fatty-acyl-CoA metabolic process. The record is from RefSeq and is a predicted model, not a curated record. The coding region runs from base 104 to 1732 and encodes 542 amino acids. Gene Ontology annotation, cellular component: peroxisome.